This is a messenger RNA of Fusarium fujikuroi IMI 58289, 471 nucleotides long. RefSeq names its product related to cytoplasmic dynein light chain. The record is from RefSeq and is a predicted model, not a curated record. NCBI's taxonomy places the organism in Eukaryota, Fungi, Ascomycota, Sordariomycetes, Hypocreales, Nectriaceae. Gene Ontology annotation, biological process: microtubule-based movement. Gene Ontology annotation, molecular function: dynein intermediate chain binding. The coding region runs from base 1 to 471 and encodes 156 amino acids. Gene Ontology annotation, cellular component: cytoplasmic dynein complex; cytoplasm. The transcript is spliced from 4 exons.
AUGGCUACUCCUCCGAUUCCCCCCAACCGCCUCAAGCAGAUCGCUACUGAUGCCUGCAACAGCGCGAUUGGAAGCGCAGAAUUCUACGAUCAUGAAAAGACCGAGCAAUGGAAUUCAACAAUUAUUAGUUCCGUUUUGAAAGCCGUCAUCUCUGAAUCAACUCCCGAGGGUGCUUCUGCUCCCUCGUUCAAGUUCGCAUGCAACAGUACCAUCGUGCAGCAUCUCGUCCCUACGUCCGCCCUGAACAAACCCCGUGGUGGCACCGAGAUCAAGGCUGAAGAGCCUCACAUUUCUACGAGCUCCGAAGCGACUGCCACUGACGGAAAGCCCCAUGUCGGUCGACGAGGAAUGCACAGUGCCACAGGCGCCUACUGGGACCAGAAGAAGGACGGCAUGUGGACCUUCAAGUAUGAUGGCGGUGAGGGCAAGGGUCUCGAUGUAGUUGUUAUGCUCAUCUGGGUCGCCAUCUGA